UCCCAUGUUUAUAUCAUAAUCCGUUCGAUAGAUGUCAUUAGUGUCGAUAUGUCAUUGGUGGGAGAUCACGAGGCCGUUGACAGCAACAUCGUCAUUUUUUCAUUAGAGACAUGGCCGCCGUGAUGUUGAGGUCAAUUCUGUAUUGAACAGUGACAUUUUUUGUUUACCUACGCUUUUCCUGAAAUUAUAAGUAUCUUCAUCAUGCCUCCUAUCAACCCAAGGACUCGUAAAUUUAGAGGAAUUAUUAAAGAUAUUAAUUCCAAAAUUGAAGAAUCUCCAGAAAUAAACGAAACUACGAGUAUUAGAGUUGCACAAGAUCCAAGCCCAAGUUCCAGCAUUACAGGCGUUCAACGUAAACAAUACUUUAGAAACAGAAAUUCUUCAAGUUCUUCCUGUAGCAGCCGUCAGUCUACUCGAGAUUUUUCGCCAGCUUCCGAUGAUGAUAAGGAGUAUAAACCCAGUUCUCUAGAUAAUUCGUCAUCUCAAGAAUCUGACAAUGAAACUCGUACACAAAACAUUAAAUUACCAAAAAAAGUAUGUCAACAACAAAAUUUAGUCAGUGGGUCUCAAUCACAAUUCAGUUCGUACAAUUCACUUACACAAAAAGAAACACUAUCGUCGGGAACUGCACCCGGAUCAUCUAGUUCAUCUUCAUCAUCUCGUUCAUCCACUUCUAGUACGUCUAGUAGCUCUUCUAACAGUUCUUCAGAUUCUGAACAAAAUUCAGUUGCACCAUCGAAGCGGAAAUGUGUUACAAUGAACCAAGAAACAGAUAUUGAAAUAAUAAUAAGCAAAUCAACUGAAUACUUGUCAUCUUUACAACAAAUAGCAUUACAAUAUGAUUCAAAUAGUUCGUCUGAUAUUAAUGAAAAUGUGAUUAAAAAAUGUACAACGUCUGAAAGGCCCAUAACCGAAGUAGAUAAUUCAAACAAUUACAUACAUAAUUUAGACUCAUAUUAUGGAGAAACCCAAAUACUCUCAUUUCAUGAUAAUCAAAUUAACGCAACAGUUAAUGGUAAUUCUGAAGUAGCACAUGACCCAGCAAAUUUUAUUUAUGUUUCAUCACCCCUAAAGCAAAGUAAUCCUACGUUUUAUAAUCCUCUAUCUUUAAAAUCAAUUGUAUUAGAGCAAAUUAAAAAUAUUCAAACUGCAGCUAUUAGUGAUUUGACACCUGAUGAAGUUUGCCAGAAUGACUCUAAUGGACAAACACGAAAAAGAAAGCGCGGCAGUAAAAAGGCUCUUGCAAAAACUUUACGAAAUAUGGGUUUAAAGUAUACAUCUUCGUCUACCAAACAUAAAGUAAUAACAGAAAGAAAAAUAGGUGUUCCUUGUAAUAAUAAUUGCCGAUUAAAGUGUUCCAAUAACUUUUCCGAAGAAGAACGUAAGGAAAUUUUUUGUAACUAUUGGAGAAUGGGGUCACUUACACAACAAAGAUACUUUAUAUCUAAACAUAUGAGUGAGAUUAAACCGAAGUAUCAAUAUAAAAAAAUAUCUAACAAUAGAAAACCCAAACACUCAUUUUACUUAACAAUAAAUAACCAAAAAAAGAAGGUAUGCAAAAUAUUUUUCAAAAGAACUUUAGGUAUCAAUGACAGGCCAAUUCGGACUGUUAUAGAAAAAUUUAAUUCAACGGGUAUUAUUGAACCUGAACUACGUGGAAAACACAAAAAUCAUGGAACCAAAGUAUCUGCAGAGUUAUUGGCUACAGUUAAAAGACAUAUUGAUAGUAUACCUAGAAUUGAGAGCCAUUAUUUGCGUCAACAAACAAGUAGAGAAUACAUAGAGGGAGGGAAAACAUUAACCGAUUUAUACAGAGAUUAUAAAAAAGAUUGUGAAAAGAAUGGAUCUGAUUAUGUCAAAAUUAAUAUUUAUAGAAAAGUGUUUAAAGAAGACUUUAAUAUAAGUUUUUUUACACCAAAGAAAGACCGUUGCGAAGAUUGUGUUGCAUAUGAAAACGCAUUACAACCAGAUAAAGAAAAAUUGGAAGAAAAGUAUAUAUCACACUUAAAAGAGAAAGAAUUAAGCAGGGCAGAGAAGUUACGAGACAAGGAAUUUAUCAGUGAGAAUAAUAUUGUAGCAUGUUAUGAUAUGCAAGCCAUGUUACAGGUUCCUAGGGGAGAUGUGUCUUCUUUCUAUUACAAAUCCAGAUUAAAUUGCAUGAAUUUUACAAUUUGCGAACUAAAAGCAGAUAAUACUGACUGCUUUUUUUGGAAUGAGGUUGAAGGGCAAAAGGGCGCAAAUGAAAUAGGUACAUGCAUUUUCAAAUUCUUAGAGAAAAAGUCCGCGUCUUUGUCAGGAAAAGUAGAUAUAAUAUUUUACUCUGAUAACGCAUAUGGCCAAAAUAAAAACCAAUUCGUAUUUUCCACAUACAUACACGCAGUUAAGAACUUACCAAAUAUUAAUUCAAUAAUUCAUAAGUUUUUGAUCAAAGGUCAUACGCAAAAUGAGGGUGACUCUGUCCAUUCCACAAUAGAGCGGCAGAUAAAAAGAAUGUUACGUGCUGGACCUAUUUACGUCCCGGAUCAGUACAUAAAUGCCAUACGAGAGGCAAAGAAAAAAGGGAACAAAUAUAAUGUAGUAGAAAUGUCUCACAAGGAAUUUUAUGACAUAAAAAAAAUUCAAGAGUAUAAAUUGACUAAAAAUACAGAAGGAGCGAUAGUUAAAGUAAGUGAUAUCAAGAUUAUAAAGAUUGAAAAAGGGGAUUCAAAUAAUAACGUAAGAGUAUAUUACAAGGAAUCUUAUUCGGAAGAAAAUUACAAAGAAAUAAAAUUGAUUAAAAUACCUCGUGCUCGGCCUCAAUUACUCCCUCUUUAUACUUCAAAAUUACCAUUGUCUGAUAAUAAAAAAAAGGAUCUUAAGGAUCUUAUAAAAAAAAAUGCUAUAUUGCCGUAUUAUGUAUCAUCUUUUUAUAAUCACAUUCUAUAAUUUUCAAGGGAUAAUAAUAAUAGGUG
Molecule: messenger RNA, 2951 nt
Organism: Amyelois transitella
Lineage: Eukaryota; Metazoa; Arthropoda; Insecta; Lepidoptera; Pyralidae
Exons: 2
Coding region: 202-2925 (907 amino acids)
Source: RefSeq, a predicted model, not a curated record